AUGGUCGAGACAGUAGUGGUAACGCGCAACCUUUUCGCUUUGUUGGUUCUUGCCGCUGUACCUGGAUCUGUAUAUUUCCAUGGCUGGAAUGGGCUUUGUGUAAGCCUUGGCUGGGGCUGUUUGGGUGCGCUCGUGAGCGUGUACGGCCUUAUGAAAGGGGUGAAGUUGCGCCAUCCAAAGUUAAAGCUGGGCGGUGGCAUUGAUGUGUCGCUUACGAAGUACCUCUUCUUUGUCGUUGUCACAGGCAUUGCUGCUUGUGCAGUUGAGAGCUUGCUCGUGGACUUGGAGAACACUGGGAAGCGAGUAUCCUUCAUGACAGGAGCAAAUCUCGCGGUGUUCGUGGUGGCUGCGUUGCUCGGCCUCAGUGUCAAUGCCGAAGAUGUUGGCCUGAGUGGGCGUGAUUAG
This is a messenger RNA of Symbiodinium necroappetens, 405 nucleotides long. The record is from the annotation of a GenBank genome assembly. Lineage: Eukaryota; Dinophyceae; Suessiales; Symbiodiniaceae.